UCUGUAUUUAAAGGCGCCAACAAAGAGAGAUUCAGAACUAGUCACAUAAAUCUGCCAUUUUCUUCUGGACCUUCAGCACUAUAUACGGCUCGUUAAGUUAUCGAUAGCGCUUGUGUAUUUCCCGUCUUUCUUAAAAUGCCCGAAGAAACAGCCGCUGCUUCCAGCACCGAAAGUAUGGAAGAGAAACCCUGCUCGUCCAGUGCUGCUGAUGGCUCCAUAGAUGUGGCUGAAGAGGCAAAGAAGCUGAUUGGCACAGGAAACAGGCACUUGGUCAUGGGUGAUGUCGUGUCUGCUGUCAGUGUGUUUCAGGAAGCCUGUGCCAUGCUAGCUGAAAGAUAUGGGGAUACUGCUGAUGAAUGUGGAGAGGCUUUCUUCUUAUGUGGGAAGUCCUUGCUGGAGCUUGCCAGGAUGGAGAACACUGUCUUGGGUAAUGCUUUGGAAGGAGUCCCAGAGGAGUCUUCAGAGGAGGGUGAGAAGAAUGACUCCAAGAUUGAGAGUGCAGACAACUUGGAUGAGAAAACCAGGGAUGAGCUCCGUGCACAGGUUUAUGAUGCCAUGUCAGUGGGCAAGAGAGAUACUGGGGGAGAGGGACAAGAGGAAAAGGAAGAAGGCACAGCAGAAGAGCAUGCUAAGAAGGCUGAGGCAGAUGCUUCAAGCCAAAAUGAAGACAAGACUGAGUCUGCCCUUGAAAAUGCUGAGAAGACCACAGUAUCUCCCCAUAAAAAUGAAGAGAAGCCUGCAGAGUUCACCCUUAAAAAUGAUGAGCAGGCUGCUGAAAAUGAAGUUAAGGAACUGGAGGAAGGAGCUGAAGCCUCAAAGCUAGAAGAUGCUAUGGGAACAAGUAGCCUGAACAAGAAUGAUGGUGUGAAGAAAACAGAGGAAUUGAAUGAAGAAAAGGCAGUGACCAUGGAGGAAGAGGGUGGAGACAAUGACGACGAUGACGAUGAUGAUGAAGGGGAGGGCAGUGUUGAAGAUAAGGAGAAUGAAGAGGAGGAAGUAGGAAAUCUUCAGUUGGCAUGGGAGAUGCUGGAAGUGGCUAAAGUCAUUUACAAAAGAAAGGAGAACAAAGAGGACCAGUUAAUGGCAGCACAGAUCCUACUAAAACUUGGAGAAGUUGGUGCCGAGUCAGGUAACUACACCCAGGCUCUGGAAGACUUCCAGGAAUGUUUAACCAUACAGCUGGAACACCUACCCCCUCAUAGUCGCUUGCUGGCAGAGACUCAUUACCAGCUGGGCAUGACCUUUAGCUACACAGCACAGUACACCCAGGCCAUUCAACACUUCACCAGUUCCAUCCAAGUCAUCGAGAGCCGUCUGGCCAUGCUUCAAGAAGCAAUUGACAAAGCUGAAGAGGCUGAAGCUGCAAAGGAGGAGCAGAGUGAGCUGGAGGAGCUGAAGCAGCUGCUUCCUGAGAUUGCUGAGAGGGUAGAAGAUGCAAAAGAAAGCCAGAGAACGGCAGCUGCUGCAUCACAAGCCAUCCAUCAGACCCUGGGAGGGGCAUCUACGUCAUCUGCAUUCCCUGCUGAAAAUGGUGGUGCAUCUUCAUCUACAACCAGCCAGAUUGAGGUUAAACCAUCAGAUGGGGCGUCAUCUUCAAAAUCUACUUUGGAUAUCUCCCAUCUAGUGCGCAAAAAGAGGAAACCAGAGGACGAGAGCCCAAAAAAGGACAGUGAUGCUAAAAAGGUCAAACAGGAGACCACAGUUAAUGGCAGCGGCGACUCUGCCAGCAACAGCAAUGGAGUCCAGGAGAAAAUGGAGCAGGAGGCUGCAAAUUCCUCUUCCUCGGUGGAGACCUCAGCAUGACGAAGUCUUUUCUGACUGACCACUGAUCUUCCAACCAGCACAGCAUGCCUGCCUCAAGUCUCCCCAUAAACACUUGUUUUUGUAAAUAAGACCUUUACCUUUUCAAUGUCUGUCAAUUUAAAAAAAACUACUUUUUUUUUGUAUUGUAGUAAAGUUUCAAUAAAAGAUUUGCAUACGUCA
Electrophorus electricus (electric eel) is the source of this 1983-nucleotide messenger RNA. RefSeq names its product nuclear autoantigenic sperm protein (histone-binding) (gene nasp). Gene Ontology annotation, biological process: CENP-A containing chromatin assembly; DNA replication-dependent chromatin assembly. Gene Ontology annotation, cellular component: nucleoplasm. Gene Ontology annotation, molecular function: histone binding. NCBI's taxonomy places the organism in Eukaryota, Metazoa, Chordata, Actinopteri, Gymnotiformes, Gymnotidae. The record is from RefSeq and is a predicted model, not a curated record.